Messenger RNA from Mastomys coucha (southern multimammate mouse), 1991 nucleotides. Its product is annotated as apolipoprotein L3-like. The coding region runs from base 1 to 1002 and encodes 333 amino acids. NCBI's taxonomy places the organism in Eukaryota, Metazoa, Chordata, Mammalia, Rodentia, Muridae. Gene Ontology annotation, molecular function: lipid binding. Gene Ontology annotation, cellular component: extracellular region; membrane. The record is from RefSeq and is a predicted model, not a curated record. The transcript is spliced from 3 exons. Gene Ontology annotation, biological process: lipoprotein metabolic process; lipid transport.
AUGUCCAAGAUUUAUUUUUUUCACCGAUGUAUCAAUUUCUUCUAUCAUAAUUUCUGCUUAAGAUUGUCUCUUCCAGAUGUUGAAGACCUCAAGGAUUUUCUCCUGGAAACAAUCAUCAAAACAGAUCUGAUCAGGCUGAUAGCUGAUGAUGAACCCUGGGAAUUAUUUGUGGAAACAACAGAGUUGUCAAGCGAGGAGGGAGCUGCACUGCGUGAUGCUCUGAAGGAGCAUUUAGCAGGGGAGCCCACAGAUGAAAAUGACGGGCCUCAAAGGGAGCAGCAGAAAGAGCUGUUUUUGAGAGACUUUCCUCCAUUGAAAGAGAAACUUGAGGACAAUAUCAGGAAGCUCCGAGAGCUGGCUGACCACAUUGACCAGGUGCACGAGGGCUGCAGCAUCUCCAAUGAGAUGUCCAGCUUUAUUGUUGCAGCCUCUGGACUCCUGGGCCUCCUUGGUUUGACUUUGGCACCCCUUACAGAAGGGGGCAGUCUGGCACUCUCAGCAGCCUCCCUGGGACUGGGAGCAACAGCCGGUGUGACUGGUCUUACAACCACGAUUGUGGAAGACUCGAUGAGAGGUUCAGAUGAAUCUCAAGGCCGUCGCCUGCUUGACGCCAGCAUGAACAUACUUGAGGAGAUUCUAGAGAUCAUGCCUAAGAACAGAGUCAAGAUUUUUAAUCCAGGUGUGGAGUUAGCCGAUGCCUUAAAAACCCUCAAGGAUCAGAUCCCAGCCUUCAACACAGACAGAUUUUUCUCUGGUCUUGGAAGACAGACCAGGAACUUCAUCUCUACUGGAAGAAGCGCUCUCUCAGUGACCAGAGGAGCAGCCCCAAGUUUCUUCCUUGCAUGGGAUGUGCAUGACCUUGUGAAUGAAUCAAAGGAUCUGUAUGAUGGGGCAAAAACAGAGUCAGCUAGAGCACUGCGGGUCCUGGCUCACAAGCUGGAGGAGAAGCUGCAGGAAUUCGAGCAGAACUACAAGGCUCUGCAGUCAGACCUGCCUCAGUGAAUGUUAAUCUAAGCAGCUGAGUGUUCAUGGAGAUGAUGUGUACAUGGGUGGGGACCUUUCUUUUUUCUUAGAAUUAAUGUCAGAAAUAUUUACUUUCUAAAAGAUCCCACAGAAGUUGGUAGGAAGGGAGAAGGUUAAGUUAAGGUUACCUGUAACCUGGGUUAAGGGCAGAGCUGCCUAAAGAAAUAGUGGCUGGAGCCAACGACAGGGACAUGGGGAGUGGAGAUGGCAGUGCAGGCCUGUACAGUGACACACAACCCUGCAACAGCAUGCUGUAACAAGGGAAACACCCUGAGGUCAAGUGCAUGGAAGAGAUUGUUGUGGAGUUUGAACUUCUCCAGCUGAGCAGAGCGAGGUCAAUGUAGAUGGCAGAGAUCCCAGAAGAAGAGGAAACUGGAGUCUAAAAGGGGAUCUGAGUUCCAGCAGAGUGGAGAAUCCACAGACAAGUCAGCAUCCAUCCCUCUAACAACACCCUGCUGAAACUUAACGUCUGUGGCAUCUCCACAGGGUCAUGUGCAGGAUCUUCUAAAUACUUAGCUAUCUGAGAAGUGAUAAGGUUUCAGUGGGUUUGUUUUUUUUUGUUGUAAUUUUUUUUCAUUGAUUUUUUUUGAGUGUUGGGACUCAGUUUCCAAUUAGGAAAGCAGAAAUCACUUUUUACAGGUUAGUGUUUUGUUUUUUGUUUUUUGUUGUUUUUGAUGAUGAUGAUGAUGAUGAUGAUGAUUAUGUCUUUGAUAUGUAGCUGGUCUGGAAUUUCGAGGUAGAGCAGAAACUUGUGAUGGUCUUCCUAAGUGUUGGGAUUUCUGUGCCUGUACCGCUGUAUUGAUAUAUCUUGAACUAUAGUAUAGAUUUCAUUGCUUGUGCUAAACAAUAUCUGUGUGUGAUGACAAGUGGCUAGUGUGCCAUACAUUUGAAAUCAUAUACUAUGCCACCUUUCAGAUUGGCUUUUACCUAGAAAUAUGUAUGUGAGAAAUAAAAAUUUUAAAAGGGGG